CUCCGAUAAUAAUUAAUGAAUUAAUCAAUUAUUAUUUUGUUGCUACUGAUUGAUGAACAGUGCCCAUUCUAAACAGUCUCUUGACACGAAAGAAAAGUGCUUCUUUUGAUGAUUGUUUGAGACCAUAAUCUCCUUAUCCCGGCCAACGUUCGCGAUCUCUUUCAUCCUUUGUCUCUUGCACGAGCGCCGCCGUAUCGCUUCAUUAUCAGCAGCAGCUUUUUUUCCCGAUCGAAUCGAGCGCGAAGCUCACUGCAUAUUAGCCCAGGAUGUCGCGCCCUGAAGAUAUUCUACCACCAGACCUUUUCUACAACGAUGACGAAUCGCGAAAAUACACCACAUCCUCCCGUAUCCGCAACAUCCAGUCGGACAUGACACAUCGAGCGCUCGAGCUCCUCGAUCUCAAAUCACCUUCUCUGAUUCUCGACGUCGGCUGCGGCUCCGGUCUAUCAGGAGAAAUACUCUCAGAAGUACCACCAGAGGAAGGCGGACCGCACACUUGGAUCGGAAUGGACAUCUCGCCCAGCAUGCUGGACGUCGCACUCCGACGAGACGUAGAGGGCGAUCUUCUCCUCGCUGAUAUCGGACAAGGCGUUCCCUUCCGACCUGGCUCAUUCGACGCGGCCAUCAGCAUCAGUGCGAUCCAGUGGCUUUGCAACGCGGAAACAAGCGACGUCAGUCCCGAAGGACGACUACGCAGAUUUUUCGAGGGUCUCUACGCCAGUCUCCGUCGGGGUGGUCGUGCCGUCUGCCAAUUCUACCCGAAGAAUGAUCUCCAAAGAAACAUGAUCAGUGCCGCUGCCAUGCGGGCCGGUUUCGGCGCUGGUAUUCUGGAAGAUGACCCGGGUACGAAGAACAGUAAGCUCUAUCUUGUGCUUACAGUCGGCGGAGGCGGUCUUCAAGGUGAUAUUACAAAUGUUGUUGAUGGAAUGGAUGAUGUCGAUAUCUUGGACGCUAGGAGAAAAGCAGCAAAGGAGUCCAGACGGUCACAAGCGGCAGCAGAUAAGAAAGGUAGUAAGGCGUGGAUCUUAAGGAAAAAGGAGCAAAUGACGAGAAAGGGAAAGAUUGUUAAAGCCAACUCGAAAUAUACAGGCAGGAAGAGAGGUCCUGUUUUUUGAGUUGUGCUUUUUCUUUUUUCUUUUUUUUUGUUUAUUUUAUUUUUUUUUAUGAAGAUUCCCAAAAAGCAAAAAGCAUAGAAGCUUCUUUUUUUAACGAAGUAAUGAUAAUGGUAUAACUACAACCUACUAAUCUCACCUUUGGACCCCCAUUAAUCUGGUUGUUCUCUCGACCUUCUUAACAUCCCCUGUAUCUAACACGCCCAAGAUUCUGUACGAGACAGUCUACCCUGCUGUUUCACAGGACCGGAAUACGUUUGUCGCUACGUUUGAACCAAACUGGUCCAGGAUCCAAUACAUAAAGGACGGCAACAUCCGCCUAGAGAUAC
Molecule: messenger RNA, 1441 nt
Organism: Paecilomyces variotii
Lineage: Eukaryota; Fungi; Ascomycota; Eurotiomycetes; Eurotiales; Thermoascaceae
Product: putative methyltransferase
Exons: 2
Coding region: 267-1115 (282 amino acids)
Biological process (GO): rRNA (guanine-N7)-methylation
Cellular component (GO): nucleolus
Molecular function (GO): rRNA (guanine) methyltransferase activity
Source: RefSeq, a predicted model, not a curated record